Molecule: messenger RNA, 1206 nt
Organism: Cucumis sativus (cucumber)
Lineage: Eukaryota; Viridiplantae; Streptophyta; Magnoliopsida; Cucurbitales; Cucurbitaceae
Product: cytochrome b-c1 complex subunit Rieske-4, mitochondrial
Exons: 2
Coding region: 176-1000 (274 amino acids)
Biological process (GO): mitochondrial electron transport, ubiquinol to cytochrome c
Cellular component (GO): membrane
Molecular function (GO): quinol-cytochrome-c reductase activity; 2 iron, 2 sulfur cluster binding
Source: RefSeq, a predicted model, not a curated record
AUCUCUAGUUUUUGAAUACGGACGACCUAAAACCCUCAAAAUUCAACUAUUUUUUUUCCUUUUGGUAAUUUCCUAAACAAGUUGUGAGGUUAUAGAUACGAGUCUUGCGCCCUAUGCGUCUCUUCUUCUGAGUUUUCGUUGUCCCUCCAAAAUCCAAACCUGAAGCUUGGCGAAGAUGUUGAGGAUUGCAGCUCGAAGGCUCUCGUCACUCUCUUCUUCGCAUUUCAGGCCCACCAUUGCUUCUUCUUUCCCCGCUUCUCACAACAUCAUUGAUUCCACUGAUUCCAAUGAUUUCAGAUCCGCUGGAUUCUUCAACACUUUUCCCAUCCGAUCUCAAUUUGAUCGCCACUCUAGAGGUUUUGCUUCUGAUGCAUUGGCCUCAACCAAGGAUGAUGGCUUAAUUCUGGAUAUCCCUGCAACUGUAGCUGCCGUUAAGAACCCUUCUUCAAAGAUAGUUUAUGACGAUUACAAUCAUGAGCGAUUUCCUCCAGGUGACCCCAGCAAGCGUGCAUUUGCUUAUUUUGUAUUAUCAGGUGGUCGGUUUGUCUACGCUUCUUUGAUUCGUCUCCUUGUUCUCAAGUUUGUCCUCAGCAUGUCAGCCAGUAAGGAUGUUCUUGCUCUGGCCUCACUUGAGGUUGACCUUUCAAGCAUCGAACCUGGUUCUACGGUGACAGUUAAGUGGCGUGGAAAGCCAGUAUUCAUCAGGCGGCGAACUGAGGACGAUAUUAAGUUAGCAAAUAGUGUGGAUAUUGGAUCUCUUCGUGACCCACAGCAGGAUGAAGAGAGAGUUAAAGAUCCAGAAUGGCUUGUUGUAGUUGGAGUCUGCACACAUCUUGGCUGCAUUCCCUUGCCAAAUGCUGGUGACUACGGAGGGUGGUUUUGUCCAUGCCAUGGUUCUCAUUACGAUGUCUCUGGCAGAAUCCGUAAAGGGCCAGCACCCUACAAUUUGGAGGUACCUACCUACAGCUUUUUGGAAGGGAACAAGCUUUUGAUCGGUUAAGAAACCAAUCUCUACUUUUUGAGGUAAUACCGAGGUUCAAGUCCUUCAAUUCUCAAUUCUUAUUUAAAGCAGAUAAAAGUUGGAAGACAUAUUUUGUUUCUUCUUUACUCCUUUGAGAUUUUAGAAAAAAAGCUUUAUGCAGUGAGAAAACACUGUAACUGUAACAUUUGCUUGGUUCAUGAAUGAAUCUGAAUAAUUUUUCUGAA